Molecule: messenger RNA, 3435 nt
Organism: Neoarius graeffei (lesser salmon catfish)
Lineage: Eukaryota; Metazoa; Chordata; Actinopteri; Siluriformes; Ariidae
Gene: syt16
Product: synaptotagmin XVI
Exons: 6
Coding region: 1196-2995 (599 amino acids)
Source: RefSeq, a predicted model, not a curated record
UUUGCUCAUCCUGUUGACGACAUCAUUAGCCUCAAGGAACCUUUGGUUUGGUUUGGUUGAGGUUAAACAUGGCUGUAGUGUUACUGGAAAUUUGGACAAUGGCUUACUAUCAUGUGUGCAAUAGAUCAUUCUGAAGAUCUUUGGACCAAGGUUCUGACAGGAUAUUGGAAUUGUAAAGCUACGACAGCAUCAUUUAUCUUGUCAUCAACUUUCCAAGAACCUUCAUAGUGGAAAUAGUUUUUAUUCGACAUCUCUGGAAGGUGGCAAAGUACACGGUGUGCUGGAGAUCUUUCAGAAGAUCUUUGGAUUCAGGUUUCUCCAGGAUCUUGGGAUGGCAAGGUUCCAACAGUGGCAUUCAUCUUGCCAUCAACUUUUCAGGAACCUUUAGAUUGGUAUGGUUUUGACAUUACUCAAAAUGGGUUUCAAUAGACAUCCUUAGGCAUAGUAGAAGGUAUGGAGGAGGUCUUUCUGAAGAUCUUUGGACUAAGGUUUUCCUGGGAUCUUGGGAUUCUAAGGCUACAGCACCAUCAUUCAUCUUGUCUAUGCUACCAGUAUUUUGCAGUCAGAUUAGUGUUUGCUUAAUGUUUGUUUUCUGAAAGAGCUUUUUGAUGGUGAAGGUCUCCAGUAGAUCUUUCUAAAGACGAGGUAAUCGCCAGCAUUUUGUUGCCUACAUCAUCCAAUGGACAACAAUCAAUCAUUGGGAUUGGUGGUGGUGUUCAUGGAAGUUGUCAUAAAUAGACAGCUUUGGCAGGCGGCAUGGUAGAAGGUUUGUUGUAGAUCUUUCUGAAGAUCUUUGGAUGAAGGUUUCUACAUUAUAUUAAUAUUACAGUGAUACAACAGCACAAUUCAUUUGUUGUUUACAUCAUCAGUUUUCCAAGAAUCUUCAGAUUUGUGUCAUUGUCGUACUUCUGGAAAUUGUUUUUUAAUAGAUGCCUUUGAAGGUGGCUGAGUCUGAAGAUCUUGAGACUAAGAGUUCUCAAAUAUCUUGUGAGACUUUGAUUAGAACUUUUGGAGGUGUGUGGUUGAGUAGUGGUGUUACUGGAUGUUUUUUUUAAUAGGAACCAUUAGGAGGUCACUAAAUGGUGGAUCAGGUACAUCUCUGGAGAACUGUUAUUCCUUCUGGAGAUCAUUCUGAAGAUAUCUGGUCAACGAUCGAUACUGGAUCUUGGAAUUGCACCUGAUUUUUAGAUUGUGCAUGUUCAGUCACCCAACAUCUCCAACAAUGGCUGAUUCUCCAUCAGCGUUCUCGAUUUGGAUCUCUCAGAUCUCAGACACCAUAAAAGACUCCUUCCUUGGUCUCGGCCCCAAACUGACCUCUGACCCAAAGUCUGAAGUCACAGAGGUGGAUGAGUCUCAUGUGGACGAGUCUCAUGUGGACGUCUCAUCCAUGAGUUCUGAGGAGAAGCUUCAGGUCCUGCACACCCAGCUGGCUUCCAGAGGUCUGAUCGAGUCAUUACCAAAUCGUUUGACUCCCAUUAAUGAGGAAAUGGAGAGCUGGAGAAGCAGCAUGUCAUCACGUCCAACCAGCACUGUGAACAGUUAUGGGGACAAUGGCGAGAUCUCCAGUUCCUCAGACAGUGAGGAGGAGAUCGUGAAGCGCUUCGAGAUCUCAGUCUCGCGUUCUCAGAGUUUUCGCUCUGGAAUCUCAGAGGUCACGACCCAGAGUGCACCGGGGCAACAGCGCAAGUUUGAAAGACUGCUUCCUGAGCAGGAGGAGGAGGGCAGCACAGAACCAUCAGACUGUGAAGCUGCAGAAGGAGUUAGCAGGAGAAGUUUCCAGGACCCGCUCUCUGAACACACGGAUCCUCUAACGGAAUCGCUGUACCAGAAAGACCUCAGUGUAGCGGACACGUCGUCUGUUCGGGGACACAUGUCCUCCGUGGGCUCUCAGGGAUCUGAGACGCUGUCCAGGGGUCAGAGGAGUCGUCAGGGAAGUGCAGGACGCCGGACUCCUCUCUCACACAGAGAGACAGACAUGGCACUGGAUAAUCCGGGGUAUGAUUGCAACGAGGCUACGGACAGCUCUUCGACCUGGAGCCCUGAGCAUGAACGGGCAGCCAGUGUCAUCUCAGAGCCUCGCCCCCCCAGCUCAUCACCCCGCCCACCAAUCUCCAAAUGCGGUGACCUUGUGGUCGUCCUCAAUUAUCACCCUGACACCUGUAAGCUCCUGGUCACUGUGGUGAUGGCGCAGGACAUCCCGGAUAAAGCACGGAGCAGCAUGGACACGUGGCAGGUGCGUGUGGUGCUGCUUCCCGGAAAACGGCAGCGUUACAAGACGGCCAUGCAGAGGGGAUCCGCACCACGGUUCGGGGAGACGUUCCGCUUCACACGACUCGACACAUCGGAGCUGAAGACGUCGGCACUGCGCUUCCGCCUGUACGCUGUGGGCAAGAUGAACCGGGAGAAGAUGAUGGGAGAAACCAUCUACGCGCUGAACAAAGUCAACACCGAGAGACACGAGGUUACGCUCAUACUGGAACCUCGCAGCAACCUGAAGGUGUUAGACUCCGAGUUGUGUCUGAGUGGUGCUCCUGACCCCGCCUCCUCAGCCCAGUCUCUCUCUCAUGGUGGAGUUCCUGAGCUGCUGCUCGGUCUGUCCUACAACCCCACCACCGGCCGCCUCUCCGUCGAGGUCAUCAAAGGGAGCCACUUCCGCAACCUGGCGCUCAACCGGCCUCCGGAUACGUACGUCAAGCUGACCCUGCUCAACUCCAUGGGUCAGGAGAUCUCUCGGUGUAAGACGUCAGUGCGGCGCGGUCAUCCCAACCCGGUGUUCAAGGAGACGUUCGUCUUCCAGGUGGCGCUGUUCCAGCUCUCUGACGUCACCCUGAUGACGGCCGUGUACAACCGACGCAACAUGAAGCGCAAGGAGAUGAUUGGCUGGCUGGCGCUGGGCCAGAACAGCAGCGGCGAGGAGGAGUCGCUCCACUGGCAGGACAUGAAGGAGAGCAGCAACCAGCAGGUGUGCAGGUGGCACGCUCUCCUUGAGGCAUAGACGGAUAAUGACAGGAAUCCAACAGCAUCAACAGGGUUGGGCUUAAAACAGUAACAGUAAUGAUGAGAACAAAUGCAAGCAAACAAACAGGAGAGAUUUGGCUUCAGGGUCGUUAUGGUCUCACGGUUGGGUCAUGGUGUAGGAUUGGAUAGUUGACCAAUUAAUGGAGGCAAAAAAGCCACUUGGGCUGUAAAAGAGAGUGUGGUUUGGAAAGGGAAAGGUCCGAAGGUUCAGGUUGAACAGAAAACGUGAAUGAUGGUUGUGUGUUUCCAUCAAGUGCUGUUUGUCAGAAGUGGUGCAAAAGGAAGACGUCAUUUGAAACUGUUAUUCUCUGUGGGUUUGACCUCCAAAAUCCGACACUCCAGACAAUUUGAGCUGAAAGAGAAAUAAAAACGAAAUGUUUUUUCUCAACUUGAUGUAGGACUGUAAUGGUACAUCAG